AUGGCUCCCGCUCAAGCAAUCUUUAGCCAUGACUUCGACACGCCCUUCUAUAAGGGUACUGCGCGCGUUCAUACUGGCUUGUUCAUCAAUAACGAAUGGGUCCAGCCCGUGCAAGGUGGAACAAUCGAUAUCGUCAAUCCAGCGAACGCCAAGAUACUAACACAAGUGUCGAUCGGAACGUCAGAAGAUGUCGAUAUCGCCGUUGCUGCUGCACAGGCCGCCUUCAAGUCCGCAUGGGGACUCAACGUUCCCGGGGCACAGCGAGGGGACCUCCUUAAUAAACUGGCCGAAUUGGUCGAGCAGAACCUGGACGAGUUGACUGCUCUUGAAUGCGCCAAUACUGGCAUACCCCUUGCGUUCCUGAGGACUGUCUUGAUUCCGCGUAUCGUCGGUGAUCUUCGUUAUUUUGCGGGAUGGGCGGGUAAAGUCGCUGGGAAGACUAUUGAGACGAAUCCAGCCAAAUUUGCAUACACGCUCCGGCAGCCCAUAGGUGUCGUGGCGCAAAUAAUCCCAUGGAACGCUCCACUUGCGUUCAUGACCCUGAAAAUUGCGCCCGCACUCGCUUGCGGAUGUUCGAUCGUCCUGAAGCCUUCGGAGAUCACGCCUCUCACGGCACUCCGCAUGUGCGAUCUCAUCAAAUCGGCGGGCUUCCCCCCUGGUGUCGUCAACAUUGUAGUUGGCUACGGAACCACCGUUGGGCGAGCUCUGAGCAGUCACCUGGACGUUCGGAAAGUAUCCUUUAUUGGUAGCGUUGCAGUCGGAAAGGAAGUCGCCAGAUCGGCGGCAGAUAGCAACCUCAAGAAGGUGUCGCUAGAACUCGGCGGAAAGAGCCCUAACGUUAUUUUCGAUGACGCCGAUUUGGACCAGGCUUUGAAGUGGACGGAAUUGGGUAUCUUUGGUAAUUCGGGACAGACAUGCUCUGCAGGUUCCCGAAUAUUCGUGCAAGAAGGUAUUUAUGAUAAAUUCGUUGAAGCCUUCGUAGCAGCUGCAAAGGCGCGCAAGCUUGGUAAUCCUCACUUGCCUGAGACCGCACAAGGGCCCCAGAUUUCGAAAAUUCAAUUCGACCGCGUCUUGGGAUAUAUCGAUAUCGGAAAACAAGAAGGUGCUACCAUUCUCACGGGUGGACGCCAGCAUGGAAAGGAAGGCUUCUUCAUUGAGCCUACUGUAUUCACGAACACGCGGCCAGACAUGAGGAUUGUACGCGAGGAGAUCUUUGGUCCCGUUGGUGUGGUGGUCAAAUUCCGGACGGAGGAAGAGGCGAUUAAAUUGGCAAACGAUACAUCAUUUGGACUGGCGUCUGCCAUAUUCACUCUGAACGUGAAUCGCGCAAUCAGGGUAUCCAAUGCUAUUGAGGCAGGAACGGUAUUCGUAAAUUGCUACAACUGGGUCGAGCCAUCCCUGCCCUGGACCGGCUACAAACAGUCUGGAUGGGGACAUGACAGUGGCGAGGACGCACUCAGUAGUUAUACUGAGGUUAAGUCGGUUCACAUGAAUAUCGGGCUGCAAAUGUAA
Fibroporia radiculosa is the source of this 1512-nucleotide messenger RNA. RefSeq lists its product as uncharacterized. The coding region runs from base 1 to 1512 and encodes 503 amino acids. NCBI's taxonomy places the organism in Eukaryota, Fungi, Basidiomycota, Agaricomycetes, Polyporales, Fibroporiaceae. The transcript has 11 exons. The record is from RefSeq and is a predicted model, not a curated record. Gene Ontology annotation, molecular function: aldehyde dehydrogenase (NAD+) activity.